AAAAAUUGGGGAAAGCAACGGUGAAACUGGGAGCGUUCAGGGUACUAUUACCGAAGAAGGAAGAGAGAGCGAGAGAGAGUGGGGUGGGCUUGAUUGUUUGAUUGAUUGAGAGCUGCAUACAUGGACGAAUCUGAGUUUCGACGCUUGCUCAACCUCUUCCCAGUCGUCCGACCUCGAGAUUACCAUGUGGACCUAGAUCCAUCAAGGCAAUCAACGUCUCGGUCAACACAAAAUGAGCUGCAGGAAUGGCAAGAUGCAUGGGGUGAAGCGGAUAAGAACAAAUUGAAUGAUCAAGGAAUAGUCUCAGUCCCACAAGAUCCGUUUUGGGAGAAGCUAAGGUCAGCAGCUGUGAGGAAGGUGGGGGCAGCAGAGGCAGAGAGACUUUGCGAGGCUUUUCAACAAGUCCACAACAGACUUGUGCAUGAAGAGAUGACAGUAGAAGGUGCGCUGAAGUUUCUGAACUCUUCAUGAAGCUCCAAAGGAUAUCUUUUAUCAUUGUUUCUGUCCUCUUUUAUGGAAUUGCUGAACAUUAAAUGCUUUAAAAUCGAAAAGGAUAUUUGUAAUCUGGAUAUUUGAGGCUGAGACUUGGUAUUUAAUUGUUUAUACAUCAAUUGUCAUUCUACAAA
Molecule: messenger RNA, 626 nt
Organism: Tripterygium wilfordii
Lineage: Eukaryota; Viridiplantae; Streptophyta; Magnoliopsida; Celastrales; Celastraceae
Exons: 6
Coding region: 121-471 (116 amino acids)
Source: RefSeq, a predicted model, not a curated record